Messenger RNA from Zootermopsis nevadensis, 743 nucleotides. RefSeq names its product Follicle cell protein 3C (gene Fcp3C). The record is from RefSeq and is a predicted model, not a curated record. Lineage: Eukaryota; Metazoa; Arthropoda; Insecta; Blattodea; Termopsidae.
AUGCAGUGCAUGCAUACAAUUCAGCUGAAACAAAAGCAACUGACAUGUUAUUUAUUUGUAAACGCUGAAACAUUUACAGACUGUCUCUCAGUUCACACUUCACCAGGGCAGCAGCGAGAUGAGGUCUUUCGGACAUGUCGUUAUUUUAGUUGCUGCGGUGUGUGUAAGUUACAGUGUGAGUGAUGAACACUCAAAUGCAUUGGACUUUGGCCCACUUAUUCCUCCAAAGCUUGGAGAUAAUCUGCCACCGACUGAAUCAUUCCCUUGCGUGUGUGGAGUAUUUCUGACUGGACAGUUCGUAAAGGGCAGCCGAGAUCCACCAAGAGGAAAUGCCGCACUUCUCCACGAGAACUCCGACCCUCUUCCUUGUAACCCGUUCGGCAACAAGCAGUGCACUAAUAAGUGCUUGGACCUUAUUGUGAAACAUCUACCAAACAGUGCAGCAAUUCUGUGUGGUUCUAUUGACAGAGACUGCCAUAAGGAGCGAGCUUACCUGUUUAUCAAGAACUGCAAUGAUACUUGGAUUAACACAAACCUGUCAGCCGGAAGGGAAUACUGCUGCAAGGAUGGCAAGCCAUACAAAUGCCCAAUUCUGUCCUAAACUCCUCUCUUUCUUAUUCAUUGGUAGGGACACAUAAUUAUUUGGUAUCUUACAAUUUUAGUAUGAACUUCUGUAAUAUCAUGCUGUACUUCUGACAUUAAUUACUUGUAAAUAUAAUAAAUUAAACUCUCUGGUAUAAGAA